AUGAGUGCCACCAGAUUGGACCGUCUCGUAACGCUCCUCGAGACAGGCAGCACAGCAUUGAUCCGAAACACAGCAGCCGAUCAGCUAGCCGACGUCCAAAAACAACAUCCCGACGAACUAUUCAAUCUCCUCACCAGAGUCAUCCCCUACCUGCGAUCAAAAAGCUGGGAAACCAGGGUCGCUGCCGCCAAGGCCAUUGGAGGCAUCGCCGCCAACGCUGACAAGUUCGACCCCAAUGCCCAUGACCAAGAUGAGUCAACCAAAGACGUAAAGUCUGAACCAGAGUCCAAUGGCCACCUCAAAUCCGAGGACAGCAAUGGUGGUCCCGUCAAGAAAGAAGAGAAUGGUGACGCACCCCUGCCGCCACUGGCCCAGGGCCUUGAUCUUGCUACGCUUGACCUGCCUUCCAUCCUGAAGUUUGGCAAAGUACUAGCUUCCCUUGGCACAAAGGAACACGACUACAAGCUGGCCGCCAUGGACCCUGCCGAGCGCCUGGAGUAUCAAAAGAGCACCCUACUGAAGCGCCUCGGCUUUGAAGGCGCAUGGGUCGAAGAUCUUACGCCGCCCCAAGAGGCCAUGCCGCAAACACCCGGCCCCAAGACACCUGCCAUACAUCGCAUCGACACCAACCUCCCGCGAUCAGAUAACACAAACACCGCGUCAUCACCUCCUUUGGGCACGCCUAAUGGCGGCCCGGGACUUAGCAAACGUCAGCAAAAUGCCCUGAAGCGCAAGGCAAAAAAGAACGCUGCUGGAGGUGCCAACAAAGUUCAGGUUGUCGACUUCAACGCUACUUCGCGGAAAGACUCCACAUCAGAACUAGGCGAUACCCCUGCACGGCCACAUCCGAUUGCUCUGAAGCUUGAGAAGUCUGAAAACGGUGACGAAGGCGAUGGACUCAACGACUACUUCUCGCUGGAGCGCAAUGGCGGGGACGACGAUGCCAAGUUCGUAAAAGAGUUCAAGGGCGCACCGGUACCAGAGAAGUCAUCAUUCCAGACCGAGGCUGAGGAGGCAGGGUUAGAGUGGCCAUUUGAACGCGUUUGCUCUUAUCUCGCCGUCGAGCUCUUCGACUACACCUGGGAGGUCCGCCAUGGUGCUGCCAUGGGCCUCCGAGAAAUCCUUCGCAUUCACGGUGGCGGAGCUGGCAGACGGAAGGGACUCAGUCGAACUGAGAACGAUCAACUCAAUCAACGGUGGCUGAAUGAUUUGGCGUGUCGCAUGAUCUGCAUCUUCAUGCUCGACCGCUUCGCAGAUUUCACCGGAGACAGCGCUAUCGCCCCUAUCCGCGAGACUGCCGGACAAGCGCUCGGCUCACUGUUACAGUUCAUGUCCCGCGACAAUGUGCUUGCAACAUUCCAAGUUCUCAAUCGCUUGAUUAUGCACCACGACCUUCCCUUGGACAGCAGCCCGCUUAGCGCACCGUGGGCCCUGUGUCAAGGCGGCAUGAUUGGUCUGCGAUACCUUGUCGCUAGCGAGACUUCGGAAGGCUGGAUAGACAGCAAGGCAUUGCAACUCAUCUUCCAGAACAUCCUUCUCGAGCGCAACGAAGGCGUCUUGAGGCUAUCCAUACAGCUUUGGAAUGCCGUUGUGGAGAGCUUGGGGAGCCGACUAGCCGCUCUCUUGGAGCCUGUCUUGGAUUCCAUUGUUCCUCUCACGCUUACGCCCAUUGGAGUCUCUCGCCAUCCAAUCCCGCUCAACAUGUCGCUACUCAUCAAGCCUUCGGGACAGGCCAUGGGUCCACCGCCAAGCACCGAGCCGAACCGUAAAUCAAGCCCUGCGGAUGGCAACGAACCAGCCCAGAAGAGGAGAAAGAAGUCUCGCCACGGAAAGGAUGACAUGUCAACACCGACACCAUCCACCCAGUCCCACAAUGUCGACGGACACAUGAUCUCUGGCGACCUUGAACUUAUUGGGGCGGAUGUCAUGAUACGCUCCAGGACUUCUGCAGCACAGGCUCUCGGCAAAGCAAUGGGAGCUUGGCCUGAAGAGUCAAGAGCUGAGGCAUUCAAGCCAAGGCUCCUGAAAUCACUAUCUUCCACAAAUUCUUCGACGCAGUUGACGGCUUGUAUCAUUAUUGAGGAGUUUGGCAAGAAUCUGGCCGCAAAGGAUGUGUUGGCAGAGUCUUUUGUUCAAGCUCUAUUGCCCAUGGUGGAAGGCGAGAGACCUGCAGCCUACGAGGACCUCGUGCCAAAGCUGCAGAUUGUUCGAACGCAAUGCAACUCGCUGCUGAGCAUCUUCCAUGAAGCGCACGUACAGAACCUACCACAAAUCGCUGCGCUUGUGCAGGGUAUGCCGAAUUCAAACCAUUAUGCAUUCGGAGUCCCAGAUGCCGAGAAGCUUGUUACCGUACAAUACGAGAAGCUUAAGAAGGCCAUGACGCCGUCUUCGCGUAUGGUUGCGGCGACCAAUCUAGAGACAGCCCGCAAAGAAGUCGAGUCGAGCAUACAGGAAGCCAAAGACAUCAAGGAAGAGCGCGACGUGCGUAUCAAGGCUGCUGCCGCUGGAGCACUUGUAGCGCUCAACUCUCCUCCGAAGAAGCCAUCACCACCCAUCAAGGCUAUGAUGGACAGUGUCAAGAAGGAAGAGAAUGCCGAGUUACAGAAGCGCUCUGCGGCUGCCGUUGCUGGAUACAUCGUUUACUUGGUCAACGCAAAGAGAACUGGUGUCGUCAACAAAGUUGUCGGGAACUUGGUCAAGUUCUAUUGCAUGGAGACGGCCGAAACUCCCGAAUUCGCUGGGCAAUCACACAUCGAAACGGGUAUUCUUACACUCAAGAAGGACGAAGACAUACGCGACCACCCGGAUGCUGCUCGAUUUGCAGAAGAGUCACGGGCUGCUCGUAUUACCAAACGUGGCGCUCGCGAGGGUCUUGAACAAGUCGUCUCGAGUUUCGGCGCUGAGAUUUUCGACAAGGUGCCCAUCUUGAAGGAUUUGAUCGAACGUCCAAUCAAAGAAGCCUUCACAGAGGCGACACUCCCUGCGCACAUCUUCAACGAGGACGGCGUCUUUGGCCAGGAAGUUGUCGACGCUCUCUCGACUUUGCGCGCCCUUGUUGGCAGCUUCCACCCCAGCGUCAGAAAUUUUGUAAAAGAACUCCUCCCACUCAUCGCAAAGGCUUUGCAGAGCAAGCUCUACGUCCUGAGAUAUGCAGCUGCCAAGUGUUUCGCGACAAUAUGCAGCGUCAUGUCUGUUCAGGGUGUAACGAUGCUCGUCGAGAGCGUACUACCGACUAUCAGUGAUGGUGGAAAUGUGCAUGCCCGCCAAGGAGCCAUCGAGUGCAUUUACCAUUUAAUACACGUCAUGGAAGACGCCAUCCUACCAUAUGUCAUCUUCCUGAUCACCCCUGUUCUCGGACGUAUGAGCGAUUCCGACAACGAUGUCCGACUACUAGCGACUACUAGUUUCGCUACGCUUGUCAAGCUCGUACCACUGGAGUCUGGUAUUCCUGAUCCGCCCGAUCUGCCAGAGUCCCUACUAAAGGGUCGGGAUCGGGAACGAAAGUUUGUCGCUCAGAUGCUCGAUGCGAAGAAGGUAGAGCCUUUCGAGAUCCCUGUUGGCAUCAAGGCGACUCUCCGUUCUUACCAGCAAGAUGGUGUCAACUGGUUGGCCUUCCUCAACCGAUACAACCUUCACGGUAUUCUUUGCGACGACAUGGGUCUCGGCAAAACACUACAAACGCUUUGCAUGGUGGCUAGCGACCAUCACAUGCGUGCCGCGGAAUUUGCCAAGUCAGGCGAUCCAAACUUCCGACGUCUACCAUCGCUCAUCGUGUGCCCGCCCACACUGUCCGGUCACUGGCAGCAGGAGAUUCGCCAAUACGCGCCAUUCCUCAGCUGUGUCGCCUACGUUGGCUCGCCACCGAUUCGCGGUCAACACAGGAACGAGCUUGACAAGGUAGACAUUGUCAUCACUUCCUACGACAUCUGCAGGAACGAUGCCGAUAUUCUCAAGCCAAUCAAUUGGAACUACUGUGUUCUGGAUGAAGGCCAUCUGAUCAAGAACUCCAAGUCAAAGACUAGCCAGGCUGUCAAGCAAUUCCAGUCGAACCACCGUCUCAUCCUCUCUGGUACUCCUAUUCAGAACAACGUCCUCGAACUGUGGUCUCUGUUCGACUUCUUGAUGCCCGGCUUCCUUGGCACUGAGAAGGUCUUCCAGGAGCGUUUCGCGAAGCCCAUUGCUGCGUCUAGGUUUGCUAAGAGCUCUUCAAAGGAGCAAGAGCGAGGUGCGCUAGCUAUUGAAGCUCUGCACAAACAGGUCCUUCCCUUCCUCCUCCGUCGUCUCAAGGAAGAGGUACUGGACGACCUCCCACCAAAGAUUCUGCAGAACUACUACUGCGACUUGUCUGAGCUCCAGCGCAACCUCUUCGAUGACUUCACCAAACGCCAGGGCAAGGAGAUACAGUCCAAGGCCGGCAACGCCGACCGCGAGAGCAAGCAACAUAUCUUCCAGGCUCUACAGUACAUGAAGAAGCUGUGCAACUCACCUUCUCUCGUCGUCAAGGGCCCCUCCAACAAAGCCUACGAGCCUACACAGCAGUAUCUGAAGAAGAACAACACUACGAUUGACGAUAUUGUGCACGCACCAAAGCUCGGCGCUCUCAAGGAUCUCCUCGUAGACUGCGGUAUUGGUGCCUCUGAUGUAGUCAGCGACAAGUCCGCAAAUGCCAACGGCGACCUACCGGAAGCUGUGUCGCAACAUCGCGCUCUGGUCUUCUGCCAGAUGAAAGAGAUGCUCGACAUGGUACAACACAAUGUGCUUGAGAAACUUCUGCCAUCGGUGCAAUUUAUGCGUCUGGAUGGUGGUGUCGAAGCUACAAAGCGCCAGGAGAUUGUCAACAAGUUCAACACUGAUCCCUCGUACGAUGUCUUGCUUCUCACGACUAGCGUCGGUGGUCUGGGUCUGAACUUGACCGGUGCGGAUACUGUCAUCUUCGUCGAACACGACUGGAACCCACAGAAAGAUAUUCAGGCCAUGGACCGCGCGCAUCGUAUCGGUCAGAAGAAGGUGGUCAACGUAUACCGUAUCGUGACGCGCGGUACUCUGGAGGAGAAGAUCUUGAAUCUACAACGUUUCAAGAUCGACAUCGCCUCCACAGUGGUAAACCAACAAAACGCAGGUCUACAGUCUAUGCAGACGGACCAGAUUCUCGAUCUCUUCAACGUAUCCGCCGACUCGAAUGACCCCGCCGCGCUCCCCGCUCCACCGAGCAACGCCAAAGACGAUCGCACGGGCAUCGACGAAAACGACGCUGUUGAUGCGACGGGUGCAUUGAGGGAGAAGGGCAAGAAGGGCUUCUUGGAUGAAUUGGGUGAGCUAUGGGACGAAAAGCAGUACGAUGAGGAAUUCGAUCUUGACGGGUUCCUGGGCAAAAUGAAGGCAUAAGGUGGCGGAAGUUGUGAGAUGAAAAAAUAGCCUGGCGCAUGUUGACCCCCCACAUUCGAUUGAGCGCCAUAUCACUCAUAGGCGCGCGUGUCUCUUCGGUCAUGGGCGUUUCCAGGCGUAGUGUCGUUGUACUUUGAAGAAGGCGUUGUAAGCAUGGCAUGGCAUAGCAUGGACACUGAUGUGCUAUUGAAGGGAUGGUAUGAAUUGCAUAGGUGUGGUUCCCAACGGACUUUGAACAUGUUUCUUCUCUCUUAGCAAGGCGUUGUUGGCUCAGGCAUUGAAACUUGUAUCGAUGGAUGUUUGUAUGUAUGCCUAGGCCUGUGUGAGUAUAGGAUAAAGUACACUUUUAUCACUGACCAA
Messenger RNA from Pyrenophora tritici-repentis Pt-1C-BFP, 5745 nucleotides. The record is from RefSeq and is a predicted model, not a curated record. Lineage: Eukaryota; Fungi; Ascomycota; Dothideomycetes; Pleosporales; Pleosporaceae.